Plasmodium vivax (malaria parasite P. vivax) is the source of this 1174-nucleotide messenger RNA. RefSeq names its product developmentally regulated GTP-binding protein 1, putative. The annotation marks the transcript as partial. Gene Ontology annotation, cellular component: cytoplasm. Gene Ontology annotation, biological process: cytoplasmic translation. Gene Ontology annotation, molecular function: GTPase activity; GTP binding. The transcript has a single exon. Lineage: Eukaryota; Apicomplexa; Aconoidasida; Haemosporida; Plasmodiidae. The record is from RefSeq and is a predicted model, not a curated record.
CACCAUGUCCAUCCUGCAGAAGAUUGCCGACAUCGAGGCCGAAAUGGCCAAGACGCAAAAGAACAAGGCGACGAACUACCACCUGGGGUUGCUGAAGGCGAAGCUGUCCAAGUUAAAGGCGCAGCUAAUCGAGGGAGGGACCAAAGGAGGAGGAGAAGGAGAGGGCUUCGACGUUUCCAAAACGGGAGAUGCGAGAAUAGGUCUAGUAGGAUUCCCCUCAGUAGGGAAGUCCACCCUGCUGAACAAAUUAACGGGGACCUUUUCAGAAGUAGCUUCAUACGAAUUUACAACGUUGACAUGUGUGCCAGGGAUUUUUAAAUAUAAAGGAGCCAAAAUGCAAUUACUAGAUUUGCCAGGAAUUAUAGAAGGAGCAAAGGAUGGAAAGGGAAGAGGAAAACAAGUCAUUGCAGUAGCGAAGAGUUGCUCCCUCAUUUUGAUUGUCCUGGAUGUACUAAAGCCAUUAACCUUCAAAAAAAUAAUAGAAAAAGAAUUGGAAGGGUUCGGAAUUAGGUUAAAUAAAAAGCCACCAAAUAUUAUUUUCCAAAAGAAAGACAAAGGAGGAAUCAACAUCACGCACACGGUGCCACUGAACAAUAUUGAUGAGGAUAUGAUAAAGUCCAUAUGCCAUGAGUACAGAAUAAUGAAUGCCAAUAUUUCCAUACGAUGUGAAGCUACAGUAGAUGACAUCAUCGAUGUUAUUGAAGGGAACAGAUUAUAUGUCCCUUGUAUUUACGUUUUAAAUAAAGUGGACCAAAUCACUCUGGAAGAAUUAGAAAUCGUCACUAGGCUUCCUCACAAUGUCCCUAUUUCUGCCCACUUAGAAUGGAAUCUAGAUGGCCUUUUAGAAGCCAUUUGGAACUACCUAGAUUUGGUUAGAAUUUACACCAAACCGAAGGGGCAAAUUCCGGACUAUGAAUCGCCGGUUAUUUUGAAGAAGGAACGAUCCAAGGUGGAAAAUUUCUGCAAGAAAAUCCACAGAUCCCUAGUCAACCAGCUGAAGUAUGCCCUAGUUUGGGGCAAGUCCGUCAAGCACAACCCGCAGAAGGUGGGCAAGGACCACGAGUUGAACGAUGAGGAUGUCGUUCAGUUGGUGAAGAAAGGGUCAAGACAAUUCUGCAGAUAUCCAGCACAGUGGCGGCCGCUCGAGUCUAGAGGGCCCGCGGUUCGAAGGUAA